AUGUCUACCCCAUCCGCAUCCCAAAGUGCUGUGCUCAAAGUCAUCUCACUGGGCAAACUAAUGUCCAGUCCAGCCUCCGUCGCUGCCGAGCUACUAGCUGCUUGCACUGAGACAGGGUUCUUCUAUCUUGACUGCACAGACUGGGAAAAUGGCUCUCUAUCAUCCAGUCAGAUCCAACACUUGUUCCAAAUCUCCAAGACACUCUACGAUCUCCCUCAGCAGCAGAAGAGUGCAUGGGCAGCCGACCAUAAUCAUGCAGAAGAAAUGAUUGUGGGGUACAAGGCGGCAGGGGUCGGCUCGGGGCCCGUUGAAGGGCUAAAGGAUGGGUUUGAAGGGUUCAUGAUUUUUGAGCACCCUCUGCGGAAUAUAGCGGAUCCUACCACAAUGGCCGCUCCAGGCCCACUGCAAACAAAUGGUGACUUUAUGCAAACCAAUAUAAAUGCACUUCGCGACAUUAGCCACGCCAUCCUGGACAGCCUGUCGCAAUCUCUUGGCUUGACGGGGAAAUCCCACCUCGCAUCCACCCACCGAGCGGGCGAAGCCUCAACGACAGCGCUCGGGCUCCUGAAAUAUCUCCCCUAUGGCACAGCUACCGAUGUUGGGGUGGGUCACAUUGCGCAUACUGACGCGGGGAGCUUGUCGUUUGUGUUCACCGAUGUGGCGGGGCUGCAAGUCGCAAUGCCAGGAACGGACGAGUGGACGUAUAUUCUGCCUCGCGAUAGCCAUGCGAUUGUUAACGUAGGAGACUCGCUGCACUUUCUUUCCCAAGGUAGACUGAAGUCGAGUUUGCACCGUGUGGUUCCACAUCCGGAUGCUCUCAACCGUAUCAAGUAUACCAUCGUCUAUCUAGUGCGCCCGGAGACAGAUGCAGUGUUCAUUGAUGGCGAUGGGAAAGAGGUGAAGAGCAAGGAUUGGUAUCUAAAGAAAUUUGAGGCUUUCGGAAAGGGAGAGGUGGAUCAGAGCCACAGUUCUUUGUUGACUGGACGGAAUAAUUAUGAUGGACGCUGGAAUCCGUUGACUGCAGCUGCGACGGUGUAG
Penicillium soppii is the source of this 1038-nucleotide messenger RNA. RefSeq lists its product as uncharacterized. The coding region runs from base 1 to 1038 and encodes 345 amino acids. The transcript has 2 exons. The record is from RefSeq and is a predicted model, not a curated record. Lineage: Eukaryota; Fungi; Ascomycota; Eurotiomycetes; Eurotiales; Aspergillaceae. Gene Ontology annotation, molecular function: dioxygenase activity.